GUCACUGCUCGCUCCUCUCGUGUGUUUUGCCCGGCAGGGGACCGGGUGGUUUGGAGGGAUGGCCGCGCCAACGCACAGCAAGAAGAGGGUGUGCUAUUACUACGACAGCGAUGUCGGAAACUAUUACUAUGGUCAAGGUCAUCCCAUGAAACCCCACCGGAUACGCAUGACCCACAACCUUCUGCUGAACUAUGGUCUCUACAGAAAAAUGGAGAUCUACCGGCCGCACAAGGCCACCCAGGAAGAGAUGACAAAGUUCCACAGCGAUGACUACAUCCGCUUCCUGCGGUCCAUACGACCAGACAACAUGUCCGAGUACAACAAACAAAUGCAGAGAUUUAACGUGGGCGAGGACUGCCCGGUGUUCGACGGCCUGUACGAGUUCUGCCAGCUGUCCACGGGCGGCUCGGUGGCCGGCGCCGUCAAGCUGAACCAGCAGGCGGCGGAGAUCGCCGUCAACUGGGCUGGCGGCCUGCAUCACGCCAAAAAGUCCGAGGCGUCCGGCUUCUGCUACGUGAACGACAUCGUGCUGGCCAUCCUGGAGCUGCUCAAGUACCACCAGCGGGUGUUGUACAUCGACAUCGACAUCCACCACGGCGACGGCGUGGAGGAGGCCUUCUACACCACCGACCGCGUCAUGACCGUCUCGUUCCACAAGUACGGGGAGUACUUCCCCGGCACGGGCGACCUCAGGGACAUCGGCGCCGGCCGCGGCAAGUACUACGCCGUCAACUUCCCGCUGCGCGACGGCAUCGACGACGACGUGUACGAGCAGAUCUUCGUGCCGAUCAUGUCCAAGGUGAUGGAGACGUACCAGCCGUCGGCCAUCGUGCUGCAGUGCGGCGCCGACUCGCUCUCCGGCGACCGGCUCGGCUGCUUCAACCUCACGCUCAAAGGUCACGCCAAGUGCGUGGAGUUCAUCAAGCGGUACAACCUGCCGCUGCUGCUGCUGGGCGGCGGCGGCUACACCAUCCGCAACGUGGCCCGCUGCUGGACCUACGAGACGGCCGUGGCGCUCAACGUGGAUGUGGCCAACGAGCUGCCCUACAACGACUACUUCGAGUACUUCGGACCCGACUUCAAGCUGCACAUCAGCCCGUCCAACAUGGCCAACCAGAACACGCCUGAGUACCUGGACAAGAUCAAGACCAGACUGUUUGAGAACCUGCGCAUGCUGCCCCACGCGCCAGGAGUGCAGGCCCAGAAUAUUCCUGAGGACGCCGUGAACGAGGAGGAGGACGAAGACGAGGACAAGACGCACGCGCCCGACGAGCGCGUCAGCAUCCGCGCCUCCGACAAGCGGGUACAGGGCGACAACGAGUUCUCGGACAGCGAGGACGAGGGCGAGGGCGGUCGGCGUGACGAGAGCUCGGGCAAGAAGAAGAAGUUGCGGACGGAGGGCGGCUCUCCGGAGAAGAUGGCCACCGACGAGGGCGACGUCAAGCCGGCCGAGGCCAAGGAUGCCGUCAAGCAGGAGACCAAGCAGGCGGGCGCCGGAGACACGGCCGCCGCUGCAGCCGCCCCCGAGCCCAUGUCCACAGCGUGAAGAGCCGACGGAUCGCCGAACUGGUUUUAUACGUACAGCAUUUUCCCCAUCCAUCGUGGCUGAACUGCUGGUCGCCGCGUGCCGGCACGUUGAUUGGUCGAUUGUGUGCCACGUCCGGCGCUGGUUGGUGGAGCGUGUUCCACUCCGGACGCUGGUUCGUGCAGUGUGUCACGUGUCCGACGCUGAUUGGUCGAAUGUGUCCCACUCCCGACGCUGAUUGGUUGCCGGAUGGCGGCGCGCGCGCGCGCGGAGCUGGAGAGAACUGGAGCACCCACGCGCUGCAAGCUGCAUGAGGUUGGGGUACUCUAUUUUGUAUUGUUUCACUGAUUUUCGUUCCCAAAUUGUCCGUUGGCAUUCGGUUGAAUUAGCCCGGGUAAUGCGGCGUCUCUUGUUUGUACACUGUCAUGCAUCACGAAAAGGGUAGCAUCAUUCUCAUCUUUCACCUCAUGACGCUAGAAAUUGCAUCGUCAAGGUUAUGUGAGUAGCUGAGCAGGUCGUCUGAUGUGAACAAUAAAGUGAUGUUAAAAUGUG
Molecule: messenger RNA, 2077 nt
Organism: Pollicipes pollicipes
Lineage: Eukaryota; Metazoa; Arthropoda; Thecostraca; Pollicipedomorpha; Pollicipedidae
Product: histone deacetylase 1
Exons: 9
Coding region: 59-1546 (495 amino acids)
Biological process (GO): heterochromatin formation
Cellular component (GO): NuRD complex
Molecular function (GO): histone deacetylase activity
Source: RefSeq, a predicted model, not a curated record